Populus nigra (black poplar) is the source of this 1051-nucleotide messenger RNA. RefSeq lists its product as uncharacterized. Gene Ontology annotation, molecular function: double-stranded DNA binding. The coding region runs from base 243 to 890 and encodes 215 amino acids. The transcript has 4 exons. Gene Ontology annotation, biological process: regulation of DNA-templated transcription. The record is from RefSeq and is a predicted model, not a curated record. Lineage: Eukaryota; Viridiplantae; Streptophyta; Magnoliopsida; Malpighiales; Salicaceae.
GUUAGCUGGCUGAAGGGUAUAACGUAAGGACGGGGUUUCCUUGUCUGUUGCCUCCUCAUAUCCGUGGCCGAACCACCAAAAACACACUCUCAUACAUCAGCCUCUCUGUCUUGGUGUCAAGAAAUUGAACAUUAUUCCCUCCAUUCAGCAUACAGCUACAAUCACACUAACAUUCCCAGAGAAAUUUUGUGGCUGAUGUUAGAAAUGAACAGAGCAUCCAUCAAAUAUAUUUUAGUGUAGGGAUGCUAGGAAGAUCACUGGCUUCCCCUCUCUUGACAUUUGAUUCUGCAGCACGCUCAAGCUGUGUUACUCCUGAUCUUGUAACAGCUGCUCCUAAUGCUGCUUGUCUGAACGUGAACUCCUUAGCUCUUCCAUCAAACGUAACCCGAGGAUACUGUACCUCCCAUUUUUCUCCUAGGAAGUGGGCAAUUCAAUCUACUGCACAGGCUGACAACACAACUUUUAGUAAUGAAGACAGGAAGACAUGGGAAGCAUGCAGAGAAGCUCUGUCUGCAUUUAAUUUCAAUGCUGAGGAGAAAGACAAGAUACUUGGAAAAGCAUUUGGUCACGUCCAUUCUCCUUACUGGGGUGAACAACGAAAACUAGAAGUCCCCAAAUUUGAAAUUGUUUGUGAAACGUUGGAUUAUCUGAGGAGCCUUGGUCUUUCAGAAGAUGACCUCUUUAAGUUGCUCAAAAAGUUCCCUGAAGUCCUUGGUUGUAGCCUUGAACAAGAAUUGAAAACUAAUGUGAAGAUCCUGGAGAAAGAUUGGGGAAUAAAAGGAAAAUCCCUACAAAAGCUUCUUCUUCGAAAUCCAAAAGCUUUGGGGUACAAUGUUGAUUGCAAGGGAGAUUGUAUCGCACAAUGCACGAGGUGCUGGGCUCGGUUUUAGAGUUGAAAUUUCUAUCAUUUUUUGCAUACCAAUACAAUGUUAUCAGUGAAGUUCUGUUAAAAAAUUGUAUGCAUGUCACGUUGAAUACACAUUCUUGAUGUAUUACAGAUUAAUGUAUAUUAAGUCACCUUGGGAAUACAGUCUUUCAAUGUCUUAUAGCA